Messenger RNA from Dermatophagoides pteronyssinus (European house dust mite), 4777 nucleotides. Its product is annotated as muscle calcium channel subunit alpha-1-like. Gene Ontology annotation, biological process: calcium ion import across plasma membrane. The record is from RefSeq and is a predicted model, not a curated record. Gene Ontology annotation, cellular component: voltage-gated calcium channel complex; membrane. Lineage: Eukaryota; Metazoa; Arthropoda; Arachnida; Sarcoptiformes; Pyroglyphidae. Gene Ontology annotation, molecular function: high voltage-gated calcium channel activity.
UGGUGGUGAAUAUAUGUGCCAGGAUAUUGAAUCACCAGAUCCAUAUGUUUGUCGUGAAUAUUAUGAAGGACCAAAUGAUGGUAUUACAAAUUUUGAUAAUUUUGGUCUGGCUAUGUUGACCGUAUUUCAAUGUGUUACAAAUGAAGGUUGGACCGAUGUGCUUUAUUAUAUUAAUGAUUCUGUUGGAAAUUCAUGGCCUUGGAUAUAUUUUAUCAGUCUUAUUAUAUUGGGUUCAUUUUUUGUUAUGAAUCUUGUAUUGGGUGUUUUAAGCGGUGAAUUUUCAAAAGAAAGAGAAAAAGCUAAAGCACGUGGUGAUUUUCAUAAAUUACGUGAAAAACAACAAAUUGAAGAAGAUUUACGUGGUUAUCUUGAUUGGAUAACACAGGCCGAAGAUAUUGAUCCAGAUGAUAAAGAUAAUGGUGGUGUUGGUGGUGUUAGUGGUGGUGGUGGUGGUGGUGGCGGUAGUAGUGGCGGUAAUCGUGGUCGUGAACGUGGACAAGACAAUGAAGAAAAUCAAAUCGAAGGUGAUGAAAAUGAAAAUCAAGAAAAACAACCAUCAUAUUGGACAAUGAAAAAAAUACAAUUAUCACGUAUAAAUCGUCGUAUGCGUCGUGCAUGUAGAAAAAUAUGUAAAUCACAGGCAUUAUAUUGGACAAUAAUUGUACUUGUAUUUUUAAAUACAUUAACAUUAGCAUCCGAACAUUAUAAUCAACCACAAUGGUUGGAUGAUUUUCAAGAAGUAGCUAAUGUUGUUUUUGUUACAUUAUUUUUAUUAGAAAUGUUGCUCAAAAUGUAUUCAUUAGGUUUAAAGGGUUAUUUUUUUUCAUUAUUCAAUCGUUUUGAUUGUUUUGUUGUUAUUAGUUCAAUUAUUGAAUCAAUAUUAACAUAUUCAGAUAUAAUGCCACCAUUAGGCGUAUCAGUGCUUCGUUGUGUACGUUUACUACGAAUUUUUAAAGUGACCAAAUAUUGGCUAUCGUUACGAAAUUUAGUUGCAUCAUUAAUCAAUUCAAUGCGUGCAAUUGCAUCAUUAUUAUUAUUAUUAUUUUUAUUUAUUGUUAUAUUUUCAUUAUUGGGUAUGCAAGUAUUUGGUGGAAAAUUUAAUUUCCCUGAACAAAAACCUCGUCAUAAUUUUGAUUCAUUUUGGCAAUCAUUAUUGACCGUAUUUCAAAUAUUGACCGGUGAAGAUUGGAAUGUUGUUAUGUAUGAUGGUAUUAAAGCAUAUGGUGGUGUUUCAAAACCUGGUAUAUUAGCUUGUGUUUAUUUUAUUAUUCUAUUUAUUUGUGGUAAUUAUAUAUUGCUCAAUGUUUUCUUGGCCAUUGCUGUUGAUAAUCUUGCUGAUGCUGAAAGUUUAACAAUUGAAAAAGAAGAUGAUGAAGAAGAAGAAGAUGAAGAUGAAGGUAUUGAAGUAUUAACACCAGAAGAAAUGGCUAAACGUGAAAUUGAACAACGUCGAUUACGAAGAAAAUUACGUCGUCGUCGACGAAGAAAACGAUUGAAAAAAUUACAAAUGUUACAACAACAACAACAAAAAGAAACAACUAAUGAAGAGCUUAGUGCAAAUACUGGUGGUGGUGGUGGUGGUGCAGAUGAAUCAAUAAUCAAUGAUAAUCAAAUGUUGACAAUCAAAUCCGAAAAUAAUAAAGAUAAUGAUGAUGAGGAAUCGACCGAUGAUAAUGAAGAUGAUGAAGAUGAAGAUGAUGAUGAAGAGGAUGAUGAUGAUGAUGAUGAUGAAAAAGAAAAUAAUAUGAAAAUUGGUGCCCGUCCAAAACGUCUUUCGGAAGUAAAUAUACCGAAAAAAAUACCACCAAUACCUAAAUCAAGAUCAUUUUUUAUAUUUUCACAUACAAACAAAUUCCGUGUUGCCUGUCAUCGUUUUAUAAAUCAUAAUUAUUUUGGUAAUAUUGUUUUAGUUUGUAUUAUAAUCAGUAGUACAAUGUUGGCAGCUGAAGAUCCAUUAAAUGCUGUUUCUUAUCGUAAUAUUAUUUUAAAUUAUUUUGAUUAUUUUUUCACAACAAUAUUUACAAUUGAAAUAUCGCUUAAGACAAUCACAUAUGGUGUUAUUCUACAUAAAGGAAGUUUUUGUCGUAGCUAUUUUAAUCUACUUGAUAUACUUGUUGUUUGUUGUUCAUUAAUUUCAUUCUUUUUUUCAAAUGGUACAUUUUCUGUUAUCAAAAUUCUUCGUGUUUUACGUGUAUUACGUCCACUUCGUGCUAUAAAUCGUGCCAAAGGUCUUAAGCAUGUCGUAUCCUGUGUAAUCGUGGCCAUUAAAACCAUCGGUAACAUCAUGUUGGUAACAUUCUUGCUCAAUUUUAUGUUUGCUGCAAUUGGCUGUCAGCUAUUCAAGGGUACAUUUUUCGAAUGUACAGACAUAUCGAAAAGUGUUGAAGAAGAAUGCCAAGGAUUCUUCAUUUCAUAUGAUGAUGAAGGAAAUCCAGAAAUAUUUGAACGUAAAUGGGAUCGUAAUAAAUUUCAUUUUGAUGAUAUUGGUGCAGCAAUGUUAACACUUUGUACUGUAUCAACGUUUGAAGGAUGGCCAGACCUGUUACAUCGAUCAAUUGAUUCACAUGCAGAAAAUUAUGGUCCAGUUUAUAAUAAUCGUCCAUAUGUAGCAAUAUUUUAUAUUAUUUAUAUAAUUGUUAUUGCAUUUUUUAUGGUCAAUAUAUUUGUCGGGUUUGUUAUUGUUACAUUUCAAAAUGAAGGUGAACAAGAAUAUAAAAAUUGUGAAUUGGAUAAAAAUCAACGUAAUUGUAUUGAAUUUGCAUUGAAAGCACGACCAGUUCGUCGUUAUAUACCAAAAGCACGUGUCCAAUAUAAAGUCUGGUGGCUUGUAACAUCACAUUAUUUUGAAUAUCUAAUAUUUGCAAUGAUUCUACUCAAUACAAUUACAUUGGCUAUGCGGUAUAAUGAUCAACCAGAAUCCUAUUCAUACGUGCUUAAUGUUUUGAAUAUAAUAUUUACUGCAUUAUUUACUGUUGAAUUUGUUUUGAAAUUAUUUGCUUUUCGUUUUAAGAAUUAUUUUGGUGAUCCUUGGAAUUGUUUUGAUUUUUUUAUCGUAUUAGGCAGUCUAAUCGAUAUUGUUUUUGAACAAAUUAAUCCACAUGAAUCAAAAGGCAAAGCAACUGUACGGCCAACAUUUUUACGUUUAUUUCGUGUAAUGCGUUUAGUAAAAUUAUUAAGCCGUGGUGAAGGUAUACGAACAUUGUUAUGGACAUUUCUUAAAUCAUUUCAGGCACUUCCAUAUGUUGCUUUAUUGAUAUUAAUGUUAUUCUUUAUUUAUGCUGUAAUUGGAAUGCAAGUAUUUGGAAAAAUUGGUCUUGAUGAUGAAACAAGCAUAACAAGAAAUAAUAAUUUUCAAACAUUUUUUCAAGCAAUAUUGGUAUUGUUUCGUUCGGCAACCGGUGAAGCAUGGCAAGAAAUAAUGAUGGAUUGUGCCGAUACGCAUGAUGUUAAAUGUGAUCCUAGAUCGGAUGAAGGUUCAAAAGAUCGUAAUGCAAAUUGUGGUUCAAUGUUGGCUAUUCCUUAUUUUAUUUCAUUCUAUAUAUUGUGUUCAUUUUUGAUUAUUAAUCUUUUUGUUGCUGUUAUAAUGGAUAAUUUUGAUUAUUUAACACGUGAUUGGUCGAUACUUGGUCCACAUCAUUUGGAUGAAUUUGUACGUUUAUGGUCGGAAUAUGAUCCUGAUGCUAAAGGACGUAUAAAACAUUUAGAUGUUGUUACAUUAUUAAGAAAAAUAUCACCACCACUUGGUUUUGGAAAACUUUGUCCACAUAGAGUUGCCUGUAAACGUUUAGUAUCAAUGAAUAUGCCAUUGAAUAGUGAUGGUACAGUAAUGUUUAAUGCAACAUUAUUUGCAAUAGUACGAACAGCAUUAAAAAUUAAAACCGAUGGUAAUAUUGAUGAAGCUAAUGAAGAAUUACGUGCUGUUAUAAGAAAAAUAUGGAAACGAACUAGUCCAAAAUUAUUGGAUCAAGUUGUACCACCUGCUACUGAUGAUGAAGUUACUGUUGGAAAAUUUUAUGCAACAUUUUUAAUACAAGAUUAUUUUCGUCGUUUUAAGAAAAAGAAAGAAGAACGUGAACGUAUGAAUAAUCGUGAUCUUGAAGAUACGGUUGCAUUACAGGCUGGCCUUCGUAGUCUACAUGAAUUUGGUCCGGAAAUUCGUCGUGCUGUAUCCGGAAAUUUGGAUGAAGAUAAUUUUGAAAAUGGACCAGAUUGGGAACCAAUGCAUCGUCGUAAUCAUACUUUAUUCGGUAAUGUUUGGUCACAAUUAUCAACAGUAAAAUUACGUAAAGCACCAGCUACAUUUCAUCAAAGUGAUGGUAAAGAUGAUCAUGAAUUUGUAUUUUCACGAGUACAAUCAAAUCAACAACAACGUAAUGGACGUAAUGAUAGGAAACCAUUUGAUGAUAAUGGUGAUGGUAAAACUGGUAAAACUGGUGAUAAAAAACAACAAUCCGGUGCUGUUGAUGCAUUAGUUGAUCGUAUAUUAAGGGAAGAAGGUCUUGGUAAAUAUAUUGAUUCAGCUGUAAUUCGUGCUGCACAACAAGAAUUGGCUGAAGUUUGUGAUUUAACACCUGAAGAAAUGGAUCGUGCAGCACAACGUCUUUUACAAUUGGAACAAAGAGCUCGUAAUAACCAGCAACACCAGCAACAAUCAACGAAUAAAUCAUCAUUAAAUAAUGAAAUGAAAAAGAAAUAAUGUUUGAAAACAAAACAACAACAACAACAACAACAAAAUUUCUGAUCAAAAAUCAUCAUCUGUCAAAGAUGAAAAAUUUGC